CUUGGACUUCUGCCACCUUGUUUACAACAUAACUUACUAUUACACGCUAAGCACUAGCAUUAGACUUUGACACUUUGUCUGUUGGACCUUCACAUUUUUGACAAGUUUCAAAAAUUACUGUCCUAACCGUUGUUAAUCGUUCUGUUUCUCUUUUCAGGUUUACACGCUCAACUGCUCGAGAUGAUAUCGUCAAAAUAUAGAGCGCUCAGUGCUGUCACCCGUCUUGAUAGUCGUCUUAUUAGACGUUCCCUCAUUUCCACUCAAUCUACUGACCAGGGCAUUCCACCCCCACUCACGGGUAUCAGAGUCCUCGACCUCACUCGAGUGCUAGCAGGUCCAUCAUGCACCAUGCUUCUCGCAGACAUGGGUGCAGAUGUCAUCAAAGUUGAGGAGGUUACCCGCGGCGACGACACUCGCUCCUGGCUACCUCCUUCUGCUGCUGUCUCCUCGAAUUCUCCGAAAGAAACGUCACACCUUCCUCCUGAAUCUGCAUAUUUCCUUGCUGUGAAUAGAAACAAACGUUCUAUCACUGUGAAUUUCAAGGACCCUGCGGGACUUGAGGUUAUGCAGAGGCUAGUUCGCACUUCCGACGUGCUGGUGGAGAAUUUUAUCGCAGGAAAGCUUGCAGGGAUGGGUCUCGGUUGGGAGCACUGCAAGGUGCUCAACCCACGGCUUGUGUACGCUUCCAUCACCGGGUACGGGCAGACAGGCCCAUUCCGCGAAGCCGCGGGUUACGAUGUCAUUAUUGAAGCCGAAGCUGGGCUGAUGCACAUCACAGGCGAACCUGAUCGUCCACCAUCUAAAGUAGGCGUUGCGGUGACAGACUUGAUGACAGGUCUUUACGCACACGGUGCCAUCCUUGCUGGUUUGCAUUCCGUACAGCAUACGGGAAAAGGCGUUUGGAUAGACUGCAACUUAUUUGAGACACAGCUUGCGGGUCUUGCGAAUAUAGCGUCGAAUUAUCUUAUCGCCGGAAAGGAAGCCUCUCGGCACGGAACUGCCCACCCGUCCAUCGUUCCUUACCAAGUUUUCCCAUGCAAAAACGGAUUUCUCAUGAUUGGCGCGGGCAACGACAAGCAGUUCCGCCUGCUUGCCGAAAGGAUUCUGGAGAAGCCCGAGCUGGCAGAUGAUGCAAGGUUUGCUAAUAAUGCUGCGCGGGUAGCAAACAGGGAGGCAUUGGUGGACAUCAUUACACAAGUGCUCCAAAGACACGAAAGGGAUUAUUGGAUCGGUCGCUUCACGGGAUUAGGGGUACCAUUUGGGCCAAUCAAUAAUAUCCAACAAACAUUCGCGCACCCGCAAGUUGGCGCUCGGAAGGCUACGGUGGAGGUUGAUCACCCACGAGUAGGGAAAGUGAGGAUGGUGGCUCCACCUGUUACUUACAAUGGAAAGCGGAUGCCGGUAAGACGACCACCACCCUGGCUGUCACAGCAUACAAAGGAGGUCAUGCUGGAACUAGGGUACUCUCAGAACGAGAUCGCCGAAUUGAGGGCUCGAAAGAUUAUCUGAGGCAAUGAUUUAUACUGAUCUCAUUGAGAGUUUGGGUCUUGGGCGCGGGUCCGCCGGCCAGGGUGUUAUUUUGUAGAAAAUGAGAUGACGAUCUGGCUCAGAUAGCCAGUGGAAUCGUGAAUCUGUCAAUGAUGCUACAUAUUUGGUUGCGGCACUGCGGCGGCAACAGAUAAUCAGUAGACUACUUUAAGCAUAGC
Molecule: messenger RNA, 1706 nt
Organism: Suillus discolor
Lineage: Eukaryota; Fungi; Basidiomycota; Agaricomycetes; Boletales; Suillaceae
Product: CAIB BAIF family enzyme
Exons: 9
Coding region: 181-1509 (442 amino acids)
Molecular function (GO): catalytic activity
Source: RefSeq, a predicted model, not a curated record